GAAAUGGGGAGAAGCGAUAUCAGUGACAGACAAAAAGAGAUUGAAGUUAGAAGGGGAAACGUGUAUUAAAAUCUUGUGUGGAAUCUUUUGAUGGUAAUAGAGGAACUGUAGCUCUGCAGAUUUGGAUUCUUCUUGUUUCAGAUUUUGGAGUCAAUUCAGUCCUGAGUGGCCACCAUGCCUUGUUACACAGUGACUGUGUCCACAGGGAGUCAAUGGUUCGCAGGUACAGAUGAUUAUAUCUACAUCACUCUGGUGGGCACGGAGAGAUGCAGCGAGAGGACACUGCUGGACAAACCUCUGUACAAUGACUUUGAGAGAGGGGCGGUGGAUUCCUAUGACGUGAGGGUCGAGGAGAACCUGGGUGAGAUUGUGUUGGUGAAGAUAGAGAAGAAGAAGUACUGGGUGCAGGAUGACUGGUACUGCAGGUACAUCACAGUCAAGACCCCCUCUGGAGACUAUAUUGAGUUCCCCUGUUUCCGCUGGCUGGUGGACGACAAGGAGGUGGUGCUACGGGAUGGAAGAGCACAUCUGCCUAUGAAUGAUAAGAUCAGCUUGGUGAAGCAGCACAGACAAAAAGAGCUCGAUAUGAGGAGGAAAACCUACAGAUGGAAGGAGUGGCAGCCAGGCUUUCCAAUGAGCAUAGAUGCAAACAGACACCGGGAUUUACCCCGAGACAUCCAGUUUGACAGUGAGAAGGGGGUGGACUUUGUUCUGAACUACAGUAAGGCAAUAGAGAACCUGUUCGUGAACCAGUUCAUGCACAUGUUUCAGUCCUCCUGGAGUGACUUCGGAGACUUUGAGAAAAUCUUUGUCAGAAUCAAAAACACAAUUUCAGAGUAUGUGAUGCAACACUGGAAGGAGGACUUUAUGUUCGGGUACCAGUUCCUAAAUGGUUGCAACCCCGUGGUGAUUAGAAAAUGCACCAAACUUCCUGACAAGUUUCCCGUCACUCAUGAGAUGGUUUCUGUCAGUUUGGAGAGAGAGAUGACUCUGGAGCAGGAAAUAGAGGCAGGUAACGUCUACAUGGCAGACUAUGAGGUGAUAGAGGGUAUCAGUGCUAACACCACAGACCCGUGCACACUGCAGUACCUAGCAGCUCCAAUCUGUCUGCUGUACAAGAACAUUCAGAACAAGAUCCUGCCCAUCGCCAUACAGCUUGGUCAGACUCCAGGUGAAGACACUCCAAUCUUCCUGCCCACUGACAGUCAGCAUGACUGGCUGCUGGCUAAGAUCUGGGUACGCUCGGCUGACUUCCAGCACCACCAGACUAUCACACACCUGCUCAGGACUCACCUGAUGACUGAGGUUUUUGCUAUUGCCAUGUACAGACAGCUGCCUGCUGUUCACCCUGUAUACAAGCUUCUUAUCCCACACAUUCGUUUCACCAUCGCUAUCAACACCAAGGCCAGAGAGCAGCUCAUCUGUGAAUGUGGCAUCUUUGACAAGGCCAAUGCUACAGGUGGAGGCGGUCACGUCCAGCUGAUCCAGAAGGCCAUGAAGUCUCUGACCUUCAGGUCUCUGUGCUUCCCGGAUAUGAUCAAGUCCCGCGGCGUAGACGAGAAGGACGAGCUGCCAACGUACUUCUACAGAGAUGACGGCUACAAGGUGUGGGAAGCCACCAAGAACUUUGUGUCUGAUGUGGUGAACAUCUACUACACCAGCGAUGAAACGGUGCAGGAAGACGAAGAAAUCCAGGCCUUCAUUAAAGAUGUGUGCAGCUUCGGUAUGCAGGACUACGAUCACUGUGAGUUCCCCAAGUCCCUGAAAACACGAGAUGAGCUGGCAGAGUAUCUGACUGUCGUUGUGUUCACUGCUUCGGCUCAACAUGCAGCUGUUAACUUUGGACAGUAUGACUGGUGUUCCUGGAUCCCAAAUGCUCCAUCCACCAUGCGAAGACCCCCGCCCAACCAGAAGGGCUUGGCAGAUGUGAACUUGAUAAUUGAGAGCCUCCCUGAUCGUGGUCGCUCCAGCUGGCACCUGGGGGCUGUCUGGGCCCUCAGCCAGUACCAGGAGAACGAGCUGUACCUGGGCAUGUAUCUUGAUGAGCACUUCAUAGAGAAGCCGGUGAAGGAGGCCAUGGAGAAGUUCAGGAAGCAGCUGGCUGAGAUAACCAGUUCCAUCAAGAAGAGGAACGAUGGGAAGAGGCUGCCUUACUACAACAUGUCUCCUGACAAAAUCCCAAACAGUGUCGCAGUUUGAGAUGUAAAAAUCUCUUCUUUAGAUAAGGGAGGUUUUCAAGUUUCUGCUUAAUAUUUUGUGAAACCUUGCUCAUAGUAUCAUACUGGCCAACUAUGCCGUUAGAAAACUCUUUAGAACCUGAUAUUCUGUGUAUCUGAAUUUUGACAUUUUGCAAAUGUCUUCUCUACCUUUACAUUUUUUGUCAUUUCUUAUUAUUAAAAUGUAUACUUAUGUAACUACAGAACAGAAUAACAACAAAAUGGUAAUUA
Molecule: messenger RNA, 2447 nt
Organism: Notolabrus celidotus (New Zealand spotty)
Lineage: Eukaryota; Metazoa; Chordata; Actinopteri; Labriformes; Labridae
Product: arachidonate 5-lipoxygenase-like
Exons: 14
Coding region: 175-2199 (674 amino acids)
Biological process (GO): linoleic acid metabolic process; lipid oxidation
Cellular component (GO): nuclear envelope
Molecular function (GO): protein binding; iron ion binding; arachidonate 5-lipoxygenase activity
Source: RefSeq, a predicted model, not a curated record